GAUUAAAUCCCCAGCACUACAAAAAGAAAAAAGUAAACAGAUCAUAUUAACUAAAACAAUAUAUUAGAAGUAGUUUUGGGGGAAAUAGAUCACUUCAACUAAAAGAUUAUCUCUAAAGAGGACUAGGUGAGUGUGAGAGCAAGGCCCAUUGCCUCCAGGCUUUGAAGGAUAUUUUCCUUCAAACARAGGCAGCUUUCCAUCUUCAAGUUGCCUGCUACACAUUGUGGAGAUCAAUUUCAGGAUGCAGAGAUGCCCUAAUCAUAGGUCAAACUUGGCUCUGUUUUUUUCGUUUGUUGUUCUGCUGCUGCUGUUUAACCUUGGGAACAACAGCAAGGGCAAAUCUAGGCUUUCCCAGCUCAAAACUUUCAAAUGCUCCUUCAUUUGUUCUAGAGUAGCAAUCUUUCCAGGCCUUGUUUUGGCCAGGGGCUCCUGGUCCCAGCUCCCUGAACAUUCCCUCCCCGCCCUGCCUCCUCUACCCCUUUCAGUGCACUUAUAGAUGGACACUGCCAUGUACUGUACUAGCUAGAGACUAUUGGUGUCCUGUUCUCUGCAGCGUAAACACAUCCAGCUCUGCCCCCCACCCAUCUCUACAUGUAAAUGGCAUUCCUGAUACCUCCUUAAACCGGCCAUCAGUGGCCAGGUGACCUUGUUUAGCCCCAGUUUAUUCUGUAUCUUAAGACAAGUUCAUUUUCUAGGUCUGUUUCCUUACCUCUAAAAUGAAGAGUUAGAACUUAUAUUGUUUAAACGCUGCUUUGAAGGCAGAAAUGUCUUCUUGUACCUCCCCCACCAAACCUCCCCCCAAUACUAGUACACACCUGGCAAAAUCUUACUGAACUGACAAAAAUAAAUUUUUUGGUUUCUACCUAGUGCUUGGCAUCUAGGCUCAAUAAAUAACUACUGAUUUUAAUUGAAUGUUUGGGCACCCCACCACAUUUGUGCCCAUAUUCCAAAAGGACUUGAUGACAGAAGACGGAAGCAACAGUGUCUCUGUCUUCAGGAAGUUUGAGUUUUGGUGUAGGAGGCAGACCUAGCUCGUCCAUUUAACAAAUAUUUCCCCAACUCCAGUUAAGUGCAAAGGUGGAAAGUGAGGCAAGAGUAUUUCCCAGGCUCCAGACCAGAUUGCGAGAUUGAUUUCUGUCCGCCAGGGUCACAGGCAGAUGUUUUGACCUUCUCAUUGGUUGUCGCAGACCCUCCCUUAUGUCAGCUAACCAAUCCUGGACGCCCAGCCAAUCAGUUGCGGGCUGGGGGUGGGACGCAGAGCUGGACGCUGCGCGGAUUAGAGCCUAGUGGAGGAUGUCCCGGCCUGGACGGUCCCGUGGUAGGAGGAGCACCGAUGCCCGGCCCAGGCGAGCAGCGCUCACGGGACGCUGACCGUCGGGGCCAUGGAGGACGAGCAGCCCGACAGCCUGGAGGGCUGGGUGCCACUCCGCGAGGAUCUCUUCAGCUCACCCGAACGGCACCAGUUGCGCUUCCUGGUGGCCUGGAACGACGCGGAGGGCCAGUUCGCUGUGACUUGUCACGACCGCACGGCGCAGCGGCGGCGGCGGCGUGAAGGGUCCGCCCCGGAGCCUGCCGGGGCCGCGCCCAGUUGGGCUGGCCUGCUCUCGGCCGCGGGGUUCCGCGGCGCRCACCGGCAGCUGGCGGCGCUGUGGCCGCCCCUGGAACGCAGCUUCCCACAGCUACCGCCCSAGCUGGACGUGGCUGGCUGCGGGGCCGGGGACCGCGGGCGCGGGCUGUGGGCGCUAGUGUGGCCGGUGCGCGUUGGCCUCGGAGAGACGGCGCUACAGGAGCUCUGCGGGCAACUGGAGCGCUAUCUGGCCGAAGCGGCCGACGGCUGCGGCGGUGUCACCGUGCGCGACGCGCUCUUCCCCGCGGACAGCGGCGCGGCUGACUGCGAGAGCCCGCACGAGCUCCGGGAGCGGGCCUUGCGCGCGCGGCGGGCCGAGGCGGGAGCGCGGCUGCACCAGGUUCUUCAAGGACAUGAAAAAGCCAACAACAUGGUAUCAUUGAUGAAAAUUUAUCAAGAGGAAGAUGAAGCUUAUCAGGAAUUGGUUACUAUGGCAACCAUGUUCUUCCAGUAUUUACUGCAGCCAUUCAGGGACAUGCGGGAAGUUGCAACUUUAUGUAAGCUUGGUAUUUUGAAAUCCCUGGAUGAGGAUAAUCUGGGUCCUAAAAGGGUAGUUGCCCUGCAGAAGGAAGCCAAAGAAUGGAGCAGAMGUGCUGAAGAAGCUGUUGUCUCUAUUCAGGAGAUCACUGUGAAUUAUUUUAAGGAAACAGUAAAAGCAUUAGCAGGAAUGCAGAAACAAAUGGAACAGGAUGGGARGAGAUUUGGCCAGGCUGCCUGGGCCACAGCCACUCCCAGAUUAGAAAAACUCAAGCUCAUGCUAGCUCAAGAGACCCUGCAACUCAUGAGAGCCAAGGAGCUGUGUUUAAAUCACAAAAGAGCGCAAAUUCAGAGAAAGGUGGAAGAUCUUCCAGAAYAAGAAAAAAAUAUACAUGUUGUAGAUGAAUUAGAAAUACAAUAUUAUGAAAUUCAAUUGGAACUAUAUGAGGUUAAAUUUGAGAUAUUAAAAAAUGAAGAAAUACUUCUUACUACACAGCUGAACUCUAUUAAAAGACUUAUAAAAGAGAAACAGGAUGAAGUUGUCUAUUAYGACCCGUGUGAAAGUCCAGAGGAACUUAAAGGUAUGGAUCAUGUAGCCGACCUGCAACAUGGUGGGAACUUGGAGGUGAAAGAACUCAGCUUGCAGUGCCAGAAGCUGGAGGCCAAACGGGGCAGGAUCUGUGCCAGGAGAGCCUCGCUCAGGAACAGAAAGGAUCAGUGCAAAGAAAACCAUCGGCUCAGAUUGCAACAGGCUGAAGAAAGUACAAGAUAUUUUCAUCAGCAUCAUAGUAUUCAAAUGAAAAGAGACAAAAUAAAAGAAGAGGAGCAAAAGAAAAAAGAGUGGAUAAACCAAGAACGCCAGAAAACACUCCAGCGAUUAAGAGCCUAUAAAGAGAAAUAUUCAGUUCAAUCCUUACAGCAGACAUCCUGCUCGGAACCCGGGACUCCAAACCUGCCAGCUGACCUUCCCCGGCAGAGGUCCUCACCAGUUUCUCAKCCUGUGUCAGCCRCUCYCCCGUGCUCUGCGAAGGCCCAAAGCGCUCCUCUCGUACCUGAAGUUUGUACUGAGAAAACCCCCAAGGAUCGAGACUAUCACAGAAAUAUCCCUGUCCAGAUUUUUGUUCCAGUUGGUGACCGAACACACUUUAAAUCCAGUGAAGAGCUGUCAUUGUCCCCACCACAACAACAACCUCCUCCUCCUCCUCCUCCUCCUCCUCCUCCUCCUCCUCCUCCUCCCCCCCCCCCCCCCCCCCCCCCCCCCCCCCCCCCCCCCCCCCCCCCUCUUCCUGCUCUGGCCUCCUCUUCUCAAGCUGCCAAUCAUCGGAACUUAGGUCUUGGAACUCGGGUAAAAGAUGAUCAGCCACGUUCUCUAGUGUGUGGGUCACCUGCUGAGAGAUCACCCAGUUCCUUGGAAAGUUUUCAAUGCCCAGGAUCUAUGGAUGAAGUGUUGGCCUCCUUAAGGCACAGCRGAAGCCCUCUCCAGAAAGCGGAAGUGCCCUUUUCACCUGCUUCCCGCACGUCAGUCAACGAGCACAUUCUGGCUGCCAUAGGACAAGGGGUGAAACUAAAGAAAGUCCACACAGACUUGGGCUCAGGCCUCAGCGACAAGCCAACCAGUGACCUAGAGAGGAGCAUUAAAGCUGCAUUCCAAAGAAUCAAGAGAGUGUCUGCUGACUCAGAGGAAGACAGCGAUGAGCAGAGCCCCAGCGAGUGGGACCAUUAAGCAUGUCUCUAAGUCURACAAAGGUAGAUGGGCCACACAACACCYGAAAAGAUCAGCAAGGCGCCUGAUGCAGUGMCGCAUACCUGGAAUCCCAGCAACUCGGGAGGCUGAGGCAGGAGGAUGGCAAGUUURAGGCCAGCCUCAGCAAUUUA
Molecule: messenger RNA, 3979 nt
Organism: Urocitellus parryii (Arctic ground squirrel)
Lineage: Eukaryota; Metazoa; Chordata; Mammalia; Rodentia; Sciuridae
Source: RefSeq, a predicted model, not a curated record